This is a messenger RNA of Telopea speciosissima, 1112 nucleotides long. RefSeq lists its product as uncharacterized. The record is from RefSeq and is a predicted model, not a curated record. Gene Ontology annotation, cellular component: dynein complex. Gene Ontology annotation, biological process: microtubule-based process. The transcript is spliced from 2 exons. Gene Ontology annotation, molecular function: dynein intermediate chain binding; dynein light intermediate chain binding. NCBI's taxonomy places the organism in Eukaryota, Viridiplantae, Streptophyta, Magnoliopsida, Proteales, Proteaceae. The coding region runs from base 26 to 826 and encodes 266 amino acids.
AGAGACCCCAAGGCUUGCAUCAGCCAUGGAUCCAACCUGCAAAAAGCAACCUAAAACCAAAUCCAAAACCACAACACUCAAGAAACCCUUCUUCUUCUCGUCUCCCCAGGAUCCCAUCAUCCCUUCUUCCACACUCAACAAAACCACCUCUCACUACUCGAAAUGGAAUCCAAAUCAAACCCAACUCCAAGUUCAAAGACCCCGUCUCCUUGCAACUACAGCCUUGAAAGCCGCAGCAGAUCCUUCUCCUCGUGUCGACACCCAUCUGCAGGCUAAAGCCAUGACACUCUCCGCCAAUGCCGUUUCCUCAUCUCUCUCCUUCCUUAAGAACAACAACCGCUAUUACCAGCAGAUGCAACAGAAGCAGCAAAUCGAUAUGGAAAAGAAACAGAGUAAAACAGAGAAGGGGAAAGAGAGAGAUAAGGUAAUAGAACCCAGAGAAAGAGAUGAGCCGAAGAGGUCGUCUGUCUCCCUCCAUAGCGCAAGGAGAAAAUCCUUCUGUGAUUCCCAGAUGGAGUUGGGUGAGUUCUUCUCCACCGUCGGCGUGAAGAUUGUGGCCGUCGACAUGCCACCGUUUAUGCAGAUCCACGCCGUGACUUGUGCUCAGAAAACACAUGAUGGCCUUGAUAAGUGCACUUCCAAGACACUAGCCUUUACUCUCAAGAAGGAAUUUGAUGAGGUAUAUGGACCGGCGUGGCAUUGCAUCGUUGGAACCAGUUUUGGGUCCUUUGUGACGCAUUCGGUAGGAGGGUUUUUAUAUUUCUCAAUGAAUCAGCAUAAGCUGUAUAUCCUCUUGUUUAAGACCACUGUGCAGAAAGCCGAUUGAAACUGGAAAGCUCAGAAAGGAGUUUGUACAUUCUCUACCGUUUUAUCUUCUUUUACUUUUUGGGUUCUGGAAACUGGCAAGUAAAAAUGCAUCAAGGAAUUUAUUCUUCUAAUUCCAUAUUUGUAACUGUAAGCACAGCCCUUUAAAAAUUGAUCUUAUAGCAGUACUGACUUUUGAAUGAUUGUUAAUAUUAAGAAGCUCUCAGAAAGAAACCCAUUUGAUCAAACUAGAAAUUUUCUUGUCUUGGAUAUUUCAUUCCUUUAAAUACUAAAUGGGUUUUAAUUUC